AGCUAUCUCUGUGUGUCUGUGAAAUGUUUGCUUUCUCUGCGCCCACCACUGCUGGCGCGUCGAACUCUUCGAAAAACUUGUAACUGUAAUUGUUGAAGGAGAAUCCUCUGUACAUACAUUGGCACUCAACACACUCAUUGUCACUACAUGCUUUGUUUUGAGUUGUUGUUAACAAAGUUACCUCCAAUGAAUAGCGCAAACUGUUACUCAUCGCGACUUCUCUUACUCUUGUUCCUACUUUCGGAAGAAAAAACACAAUGACGGCCUCAAGCUCCACGACGACAGCACGACGAACUGGAUCAUCGUCAUCUAGUACCUCUACCUCAACAUCAAUAUCCUCCUCUGCCUUGUUUCCGAAGAUGAGCAAUAGGAUGAUGUCUUCCAGUUCUUCAUCUUCCUCGUCAAAUAAUAGAUCGACGCAACAGCUCACUCCCUCCCAACGACGAGAGGCACUCUUAGAAGCUGAGGCGUUCCUGGAGGAGCGGAUGAAAGGCGACUUGAGGGAUCAAAUUGAGCGGACGAGGCGAAUCGCCGCUGAGAUCAAAGAGGUGAAGAAACAACAAUUGCAGCUGCAGGAGAUUCAAAGGAAACAUCGCUUAAUGGACAUAGCGGAUCAAGACUUUGAGAUGGAAACGUUGGUGAAUCUGGGGAUUUCAACGGUCAUGGCGAAAGCUCGUGUGUUUGACACGAGAAGAGUGUUUGUGGAAUGUGGCUUGGGGUUUUUAGUGGAGAUGGAAUUGGAUAAAGCGGUAGCCUUUUUGAAGGAAAAGGAGAAACACCUGACAAAAGACUUCGAUCUAGAGGUAGAGAAAUCUACGAAAAUAAAGGCAAAAGUACAUGAAAUGAUGUAUUACAUGCAACAUUUGCAACAGAUAGGGGUCGCAUGAUGCAGUUGACGAACAAUCCUCUGUUGACAACCCCGUACUCCCCCUGAUGCAUUGACAGGUAUUGAGUGGCAAUGUUGAACUUGUUGAAAAAAGGAAAACUGAAAGUUCUUGUCCUGCUUUUCAUUAAGGCUACCGCUGAAGCAUCCUCAACAUUAUCCUUGGCUCUUUUUCUACUUGAAAAGGAAGCCAAGGAUGCUCUCAGGGAUGCGACCGCGGUAGCUCUAAUUUCAUCAACAAACUGCUAGUUCUUGUGAGAAAGGCUGGGCAUGACGGAGCAGCUUUUACUUUGUUGAUGUUACAUUCAUGGGGCGUCGAGGUGUUAGUAGUACCAAGGCCAACUGCUACACUCGACUCUUCUUUUUUCCACUUCUUUGUCAACAACUACUUUCAACACUUUCAUCUUCCACCUGUUCUUCGACAGCUACUUCUUCAACAACGAACUACCAAAAUUCACGUUCUUCUUCUGUAUUUAUUCUUCAACCAUCAUCUCAUUGCUCGCUUGGGAAUACUUACAUCGAUGCAAUUUAUUGGAAUACAUCGAUUUCGAUUCUUAAUGUUUUUCAUGGUGAGAAUCAUGUGAAUGUUGACUGUAGCGACUGUGAAUCAAGUCGCACAUAAUUCACUUCGUCGAGGUUUAGCGUGCAAGAGCUCCCAUGAGCCUAACAGCGUCAACCGCGUAGUCCAGUCAUGAUCUUGAGGCGCAAGAGUCUAGUUGUUGUUCUAUCGUUUACUUGGCCUCAUCGAUGGCGAUGAUGUUGAUCAUGCCCCGGGUCUUGUGCUAUGAUACCAAACCGCAACUGGACCAGGGUGGCUCUAGGUACUUAUUUUUAUGUCCC
This is a messenger RNA of Amoebophrya sp. A25, 1723 nucleotides long. Lineage: Eukaryota; Dinophyceae; Syndiniales; Amoebophryaceae. The record is from the annotation of a GenBank genome assembly.